Messenger RNA from Exaiptasia diaphana, 1751 nucleotides. RefSeq lists its product as uncharacterized. The transcript has 7 exons. Bases 1 to 954 code for a protein of 317 amino acids. NCBI's taxonomy places the organism in Eukaryota, Metazoa, Cnidaria, Anthozoa, Actiniaria, Aiptasiidae. The record is from RefSeq and is a predicted model, not a curated record.
AUGAAGAAUCCACCACCAAGCGAAACGAUGAAACGUCCGAAACCAACGGGAACAAUGAAACAUCCACAACCAACGGGAACAAUGAAACGUCCACCACCAAGCGAAACAAUGAAACAUCCAAAACCAAGCGGAACGAUGAAGAAUCCACGACCAAGUCCAACUACAAGUCCAACGGAAACAUCGGCAACAACAGUUCCAGGCRAGAAKGUAGAUGGAGGCUGGGACCAGUGGAGCAGUUGGGCAUGCUCCAAAUGUGGUGUUGCUAACAAAGAAAUACGUACUAGAACUUGCACCAAUCCCAAACCUUCUGGAGGCGGGAAACAAUGUGUUGGGAAUGGUAAAGAAGAAAGCAACACUAACUGCAAGCCAUGCGCAGAGAUGAAAAUGGAAACAAAGUUUAAAGUAAACAAACAAUUUGAUGAUAAAAUGAAAGAUCCGAAUAGUGCUGAAGCAAAAAGUGUCUGCGAUCCAAUGAAAGAAACGAUGUUGAGAGAAACUAACGCUAAAGAAGUGUCAAACUGUACUCUCAAACCUGGUAGCAUUGUCGUGUUUCUUGGAUUAGUAUUCAAUGUUGACGGAGAUGCUAGCAAAACACCAGUAAACUAUACCAAACUCGUUGAAGCCAUCGUCAAGAACGGAACAAUUGGCAAUUUUACCGUCGACCCAAAGAGCUUUGUUGUUUCAAAAGUAACUGUUAACGGAGUUGAUUUGGGGGAAUGGAAGCCAGACGUCAGCCUUUGCACCAAAAUGUGCUGUGGUGGCAAYUUUCUUUAUGAAAAUAGGACUUGCACUCCAAAAACCACUUCAUGUCUUGGUUUGAUAAAGUCUCGAGAAAUAAGCUGCAGUCCAGCUUGCGAUACGCAUUCAUGUGAUUCCAGUUGYGGUGUUGAUGUUCAGAUCUCUGCUUUUGCCUUGAUUUUCGUUGCACUACUGACACUCAGAUUUCUGCAUUAAGAUGACAAGCUGUGUGGACAAAGAAAGUUUUUCUCGAGCCACCAAUCGUCAUAAAAUAUCUUGUUGUACAACAGUAGUAUAGCCAGUACUUUUUAAACUCUUUUUUGUUCUCAGCACAAAUAUAACUCACUUUCAGCCUGCAGAAAGAAAACAAGAAACAUMAAUGAGAAAUAGCAAAAGCAAUGUCAUGUUUUAUGAAUAAUAUAUUUCAUAUUCGAUGAAAUACCUGUAAUCAACUACACAAAUAUACUCAAACAUAAUGCUAGACAAGCAUGUUUCAUACAAACAAUGUGGACUAUCCCUCCUGGGUCAAACUGAUUGAUUUAAACCCCUAUAAGACCCUAUAAGCAACCGGUAUAGUCYCUCUUUCGCAAAGCAUCAUGGGGAAAUCUUAUCACCUUUAAUAUUCCUUCCCUUGGUGCAUUGCGAAAUGCGAGAGAAGAGACUGGAGACGAGACAKUUCUACAUUUGUAAUGCAUGCAGACAUAUUCCCGUCACCUAAAUAAUUAACUAGAUUUAGUUCAUUUAAAUGUCCAUCCAAUCUACGCAAGGAAAAUAAUAAGCUUAGAAUGUAGAAUGUUGGAGAUGGACUUGUAAUCCGACGAAGUAGUUUAGAUAUAAAACUUUCAUAUAAAAACCGAUUUGAAUCUAAUUCAAGGAACAAAUCGGUUGGUGGUUAGCAGUAGUUAGUGCGAAUAGCACUGAACCAUGUCAACUACUUGCAUGCCUGCUUACURAAAUCUGAAUCAAUAUAUUUAUGUUGAGCUUGGAUUAAAAGGUCCUAUUGAUACACCAUA